AUGCUUGCUAAAACUGUAGAAAUCAAUUGGCAUGAUGGACAGGCCAUUUAUUCUGUUGAUUUUUCACCGGAUGGUUCACGUUAUGCUACUGCAGGUGCUGACAAUUCCGUUCGUAUUUGGAGUAUUCAUAAAAGACCUGAUAAUGCAGGCACAUCCUCUACUUCUCACGAUAACAUGACAACGAUUGAAAAAAAGCAAAGUAAACAACUUGUGGAUUCUUUACCUGUCAACAUUGAUUUCCUUUCUGAAUUAAAACGACAUUCCUCGCCUGUCAAUGCAGUUCGGUUCUCUCCCAGUGGUGAUUUCAUUGCAUCUGCUGGCGAUGACGCUUGUAUUAUUUUAUGGAAAUUAUCAUUGAUGAAGGAAGCAACGUUUGGAAGUGACUACAAUGAAUACGAAAAAGAAACAUGGUCCGUGGUGAAUAUGUUUUAUGGUCAUAAUAAAGAAAUUUAUGAUUUAGCAUGGUCACCUUGUGGCAAUUAUUUUAUUACAGCAUCCAUUGAUAACACAGCCAGAGUUUGGAGUUUAACAGAGAAAACCUGCAUUCAUGUAUUUGCAGAUCACACCCAUUACGUACAAGGCGUCACCUGGGAUCCAUUAGGACAAUACGUUGCAACGCAAUCCAGUGAUCGAUCCAUGGCGAUUUACAAGUACCGUCAUUCAGCUCAAGGCAAGCUUGUAUUUGGACCGUGUUCACGACGUUUUUCACGUAUCGACAAGGGAAAAAUUGCAUCGACGUCCGUCAAGAUGGACGAUCCUGCUGCCAUUACAACUACAACAGGUUCAUUUCGAUUAUACCAUGACGAGAAUCUCGUUUCAUUCUUUAGAAGGUUAUCGUUUAGUCCUGAUGGUGCCUUAUUAAUUACACCUGCAGGCCUAAACAAGCCCAUUUCCGAUUCAACAACACCCAUAGCAACAACAACAACAACAACAACAGCGGCGGCGGCAACAGUGGCGGCGACAGCAUCGGCAGGGAUAGCGGCGGCAGUGGAUAUCGAUGAUCAUGAGGAACUGUCGAACUGUGCGUAUAUUUACCCUCGUAACACAAUGCUGAAGCACCCUGUGGGGUUCAUUGGGAAUUACCCUAAACCUGCGAUCGCGAUUCGUUGGUGUCCUAUGCUUUUUCAAAAGAGAAGAAAUAUGUCUUCAGCAUUUGCAUUACCUUACCGCAUGUUGUAUGCAACCGCCUCACAGGACUCGGUCUAUAUAUAUGAUACCCAGCAAUCUCGUCCUAUUUGUGCUAUUUCAGGAAUGCACUUUGCUCCUAUUACUGAUCUUGCAUGGUCGCAUGAUGGUUCUGUAUUGAUGUUCUCUUCUGCAGAUGGCUAUUGUUCUGCUGCUGUCUUUUCUGAUGGAGAAUUGGGUAUAAAAUAUGAAAAGCAACCAGAGCCAGUGGAAGAGUAUGAUGUUGAAAUGAUGGAUAUAGCCGUUAGUCAUACUAAUUUACCCAGUAAUAGUAGCAGCAGCAGCAGCAAUCAUCCGACUGCAGCUACGAACAAUGAACCAAUGAGCACAUUGGAAGGGGCCAAGCCGUAUAAACGAAGAGUCUCGAUGUCCCCUACGGAUAGUAGUGUGGCUCCCAAUCAUGGUAGUGCUGUGAUGAUAGAAAAACCCAAAAAAAGAAGAAUUACGCCCAUUUUAAUCAGCACCCCUUUGCAGACAAUGACUCCUACCCAUAUCAACAACACCAGCAUUAAUCAUACUCAUAAUCAAAAUAUGUCUCCCCCUUCUUCUUCUACAACUACUACUACUACAAUAACUAAUCAUAAUAUGACAGAGAAUAAAUAA
Messenger RNA from Mucor mucedo, 1788 nucleotides. Its product is annotated as WD40-repeat-containing domain protein. Bases 1 to 1788 code for a protein of 595 amino acids. Gene Ontology annotation, biological process: DNA replication-dependent chromatin assembly; nucleosome assembly. Gene Ontology annotation, molecular function: protein binding. The transcript is spliced from 6 exons. The record is from RefSeq and is a predicted model, not a curated record. Lineage: Eukaryota; Fungi; Mucoromycota; Mucoromycetes; Mucorales; Mucoraceae. Gene Ontology annotation, cellular component: nucleus; CAF-1 complex.